AGGAAGCGCGCGGGGCUCCUCCGACGCCGCGGUCGCAAAGGUGCGGAGGGGACGCAGGGUGCAGGCCGGGCGCACUGAACUUCCUGCACGGCAGCCAGUCGCUGCCCGGGCCCAGCCCCGGCCCAUCCCGGCCAUGCAGGCCCGCACUCGCCCCUGCCCGAGCCUCCGGAGCACCGCUCGGGGCUCCGCUGCUCUGGCCUGGGGGGCGGGGCCGGCGGCGCGGCGUCAUGCAUAUGCAUGAGCAGCGCGGCGGCGGCUCCAUUGUGCCCUCCGAGCGGCGGCGGCGCGAUGGCGCGGGCGGCGGCGGCCCGGGGGCGGCAGGCGGCGCCGAGGGCGGGCUGAGCGCAUGGAGCGGCGCGGGCCGGGGGCCGCGGCGACGGCCGGGCCGGGCCGGGCGGAGGAAAGAGCUGCCAGCCAGGGGCUGGGUUGGCGCCUGUGUCCUGUGUCAGCCGAGUCGGUACAGCCGCCCUAAGGCCAAGCUGGUGGAUGGACUGCUGUUAUACAUCUGCUUCCUGACUUUCCCAGCCUCCGCCUCAAAGAACACUUAGGCUCUGCUCCUUCUCAGCAGCCGGAGCAGCAACUCCCAGAUAAAUUCCAGCGCAUUGGGCCUGUAGGCUGCUCCAUCACCAAUGAACCCCAUGAACCCCAUGAAACCUGCCCUGCCCCCUGCACCACACGGUGAUGGUUCAUUUGCAUAUGAGUCUGUGCCUUGGCAACAAAGUGCCACUCAGCCAGCUGGGUCACUGUCCGUGGUCACUACUGUGUGGGGAGUUGGCAACGCAACACAGAGCCAGGUUUUGGGGAACCCCAUGGGCCCUGCAGGAAGCCCCCCUGGUGGCUCCAUGAUGCCUGGUGUGGCAGGUGGCAGCUCUGCCUUGACCUCCCCGCAGUGCCUGGGACAGCAGGCGUUUGCCGAAGGCGGUGCUAGCAAGGGCUACGUACAGCAAGGCGUGUAUGGCCGAGGGGGCUACCCUGGGGGAUCCAGUUUCACUCCUGGGUAUGCAGGAGGCCCUGGAGGCCUGGGGCUCCCCACACAUGCAGCACGGCCCUCAACUGACUUCACACAAGCAGCAGCUGCAGCUGCCAUGGCUGCUGCUGCAGCCACGGCCACAGCCACAGCCACAGCCACUGUGGCUGCCCUGCAAGAGAAGCAGAGCCAGGAGCUAAGCCAAUAUGGAGCGAUGGGGACUGGGCAAUCUUUUAACAGCCAGUUUCUGCAGCAUGGAGGUCCUCGAGGGCCCAGUGUACCCCCUGGCAUGAACCCUUCAGGCAUGGGAGGAAUGAUGGGCCCCUCAGGCCUUUCCUCCAUGGCCAUGAAUCCUACACGGGCAGCAGGCAUGACACCCUUGUAUGCAGGACAGCGACUGCCUCAGCAUGGCUACCCUGGGCCUCCCCAGGGGCAGCCGCUGCCUCGACAGGGGGUCAAGAGAGCCUACUCAGAGGUGUAUCCUGGGCAGCAAUAUCUGCAAGGAGGCCAGUAUGCAGCCAGCACUGCCCAGUAUGCUCCUGGCCCCGGGCAGCCCCCUGGCCCUGCCUCCUCCUACGCAGGACACAGACUCCCCCUGCAGCAGGGCAUGGCCCAGUCCCUGUCUGCCCCUGGCCCCACAGGACUGCAUUACAAGCCCACAGAGCAGUUCAACGGGCAGGGCGCCAGCUUCAACGGGGGCAGCAUCAGCUACAGCCAGCCUGGCUUGAGUGGGCCUUCCCGCUCCAUCCCUGGUUACCCCAGUUCCCCACUGCCGGGGAAUCCCACACCACCCAUGACGCCUAGCAGCAGUGUUCCCUACAUGUCCCCAAGCCAGGAAGUCAAGUCUCCUUUCCUGCCUGACCUCAAGCCAGGCCUCAGCUCCUUGCACCCAUCACCCUCUGGAGGCAUCCCCUGUGACGAGCUGCGCCUGACCUUCCCAGUUCGGGAUGGGGUGGUCCUGGAGCCCUUCCGCCUGCAGCACAACCUGGCUGUGAGCAACCAUGUCUUCCAGCUCCGAGACUCUGUGUAUAAGACCCUGAUGCUGAGACCUGACCUAGAGCUGCAGUUCAAGUGCUACCACCACGAGGACCGGCAGAUGAACACCAACUGGCCGGCCUCGGUGCAGGUCAGCGUCAAUGCCACACCCCUCAGCAUCGAGCGUGGAGACAACAAGACCUCACACAAGCCCCUCUACCUGAAGCAUGUGUGCCAGCCGGGUCGCAACACCAUCCAGAUCACCGUCACCGCCUGCUGCUGCUCCCACCUCUUCGUGCUGCAGCUGGUGCACCGUCCGUCUGUCCGCUCUGUGCUGCAGGGCCUCCUCAAGAAGCGCCUCUUGCCAGCUGAGCACUGCAUCACCAAGAUAAAGCGGAACUUCAGUAGCGGCACCAUCCCUGGCACCCCUGGGCCCAAUGGAGAGGAUGGGGUGGAGCAGACGGCUAUCAAGGUGUCCCUGAAGUGCCCCAUCACCUUCCGUAGGAUCCAGCUCCCAGCUCGUGGUCACGACUGUCGCCACAUACAGUGCUUUGACCUGGAGUCCUACUUACAGCUUAACUGUGAACGGGGGACCUGGAGGUGUCCGGUGUGCAACAAGACGGCAUUGCUGGAGGGCCUGGAGGUGGAUCAGUAUAUGCUAGGCAUCCUGAUUUAUAUUCAGAACUCAGACUACGAGGAGAUCACCAUCGACCCCACAUGCAGCUGGAAGCCAGUGCCUGUGAAGCCUGACCUACACAUCAAGGAGGAGCCAGAUGGGCCAGUGCUGAAGCGCUGCCGUACCGUGAGCCCUGCCCACGUGCUCAUGCCCAGUGUGAUGGAGAUGAUUGCGGCCCUGGGCCCUGGCGCUGCCCCCUUUGCCCCAUUGCAGCCCCCUUCGGCCCCUACCCCCAGCGACUACCCCAGCCAGGGUUCCAACUUCCUGGGGCCUGGAACCUUCCCAGAAUCUUUCCCAUCUGCUACACCUGCCACCCCAAACCUUGCUGAGUUCACCCAGGGGCCACCCCCCAUCUCCUACCAGUCUGACAUUCCCAGCAGCCUCCUGACUCCAGACAAGUCUGCUCCUUGCCUCCCAGGCCAGAUGGCGCCAGCAGGUCACCUGGACCCAGCCCAUAACCCUGGACCACCAGGACUGCACACUCCCAACCUCGGGCCCACCCCAGGCACCCAGCUACACCAUCCAAACCCUUCCCCUGCAUCCAGGCAGCCCCUGGGCCAACCAAACACAGGGCCCAUCAGUGAACUGGCUUUCAAUCCUGCCACGGGCAUGAUGGGGCCUCCCAGCAUGACUGGGGCAGGGGAGGCCUCAGAACCAGCUCUGGAUCUGCUCCCAGAACUGACCAAUCCUGAUGAACUACUCUCCUACCUGGGUCCACCUGACCUCCCCACAAACAGCAGUGAUGAUCUGCUCUCACUCUUUGAGAACAACUGAUCCUGUGUUAACCCCUGGCCCGGCCAAGACACACUCAAAGAUAUCACCACAGCCUUCCCUCCUCACCCAGCCCACAGGCUGCCUGCGGGUCUCCCUGAAUCUCCCAAUGCACUCGCCCCGAGCUGGGGCCUGCCACUGCCAGCCCCUGAUGAACUGGAAGCAGCUCUGUGCUCCAAGGGGCCCCAGGCCAGUGGUCCUCACACCCUUCCUCCAUCAAGCUCUGCUUCAGAAUGGUUCUGUCUCGUGAGGUGCCCUGCAGGCCCCCACAGCCCCAUGUGCACAACCCUCUGCCCCAGACUCAUGGCCUUGCACUCGUCCUUCCACCCUGCCUGCUCCUACCCAGCCUGCAUCUUGUCCAGCACUGAUCCUUCUGUUUCUGCUGCUCCUCAGAAGAGCUGGCUGCUCGGCUGGCUCUGUACCCUUGGUCUGCAGCUCCAGUGGCCUGAGCCUGGCAGCCUCAGAACCUUACAGAGCACCAGCCAUUGGGGGCCUGGUGCUCCCACCCAGCUGAAUCUGGUUCAGGUGUUCCUCCCGCCACCCUGGGCUUCAGGCGGAGGCUGGGGUGGGAGCAAUAAAGCACAACAAUGUACAUAGUGUAGAAAUGCUAACAGCUGGGAAGGGAGGACAGCUGUCUAAGUCAGCGCUCCUCUGUGGACUGGCCUGCGCCCUCCUGUGCUGUCUGCCCCCUGCUGAGCACAGACAGCUCAGGGGGAGGUUCAACUCCUCUAGGGGUGGACAUUCAGACUCAGCUCUAUGUAAAUUCUCCUGUGAGCUGCUCCCCCAAGUUUCUCUUUUCUGUGAAAGUGAAGAAUUAGUACAGCUGUGUUUUUUAAACCACCUCAUCUCCACCCUGCGGCCCACACCCAGGUGGGGGAGGCCAUUGCAUCUGCUGGCAAAGCGCCUGGGCCUGCAAGCAGGGUGCUGGCCUGUUGUGUCUGUCUGUGCAAUCUAUUAAAGGACUCCCUCUUGGUGGGC
Molecule: messenger RNA, 4367 nt
Organism: Rattus rattus (black rat)
Lineage: Eukaryota; Metazoa; Chordata; Mammalia; Rodentia; Muridae
Gene: Zmiz2
Product: zinc finger MIZ-type containing 2
Exons: 20
Coding region: 630-3392 (920 amino acids)
Biological process (GO): protein sumoylation; regulation of transcription by RNA polymerase II
Molecular function (GO): SUMO ligase activity; zinc ion binding
Source: RefSeq, a predicted model, not a curated record